Messenger RNA from Pogona vitticeps (central bearded dragon), 2040 nucleotides. RefSeq names its product GTP binding protein 4 (gene GTPBP4). Gene Ontology annotation, molecular function: GTP binding. NCBI's taxonomy places the organism in Eukaryota, Metazoa, Chordata, Lepidosauria, Squamata, Agamidae. The record is from RefSeq and is a predicted model, not a curated record.
ACGUGUUUCAACCCCCCCCUUUCUCUUCGAGCGGGUUAGGCCGCCGGGCGGACGCAGCCAUGGCGCUCUACAACUUCAAGAAGAUCACGGUGGUCCCGUCCGCCAAGGACUUCAUCGAUCUGACAUUGUCCAAGACGCAACGAAAGACGCCUACAGUUAUUCAUAAACAUUAUCAAAUUCAUCGCAUUCGUCAGUUCUAUAUGAGAAAAGUAAAAUAUACUCAGCAAAAUUACCAUGACAGACUUACCCAGAUCCUAAUGGAUUUCCCAAAGUUAGAUGACAUCCAUCCGUUUUAUGCAGAUUUGAUGAACGUUCUUUAUGACAAAGAUCAUUAUAAGUUGGCUUUGGGACAAAUCAAUAUUGCUAAAAAUCUGAUUGACAACGUUGCCAAAGAUUAUGUACGGCUGAUGAAAUAUGGUGAUUCUCUUUACCGCUGCAAACAGCUGAAGCGAGCAGCACUGGGACGGAUGUGCACGAUAAUCAAAAGACAGAAGCAGAGCCUGGAAUAUUUAGAACAAGUGCGCCAGCAUCUAUCCCGGUUGCCAACCAUUGAUCCUAAUACACGGACUCUUUUAUUGUGUGGGUACCCAAAUGUUGGGAAAUCCAGCUUUAUAAAUAAGGUGACAAGAGCAGAUGUAGAAGUGCAGCCCUAUGCCUUCACCACAAAGUCCCUCUUUGUGGGACACAUGGAUUACAGAUAUCUCCGUUGGCAGGUCGUAGAUACCCCUGGUAUUUUGGAUCACCCCCUGGAAGAAAGAAACACCAUUGAGAUGCAAGCAAUAACAGCACUUGCUCACCUCCGUGCAGCUGUCCUGUAUGUCAUGGACAUAUCUGAACAAUGUGGGCACAGCCUGGAAGCGCAGCUAGAACUCUUUCAGAAUAUUAAGCCACUGUUUGCAAACAAGCCCCUGAUCAUUGUGGCCAAUAAAUGUGAUGUGAAGAGGAUUUCUGAGCUUUCUGAGGAAAAUCAGAAACUGUUUGCUGAUCUAGAAGCAGAUGGUAUUCCAGUAAUAGAGACAAGCACUCUCACUGAAGAAGGCGUGAUUCAAGUUAAAACAGAAGCUUGUGACAGAUUGCUGGCCCAUCGCGUUGAUACUAAAAUGAAAGGAAACAAGGUUAACGAUGUACUGAACAGACUCCAUUUAGCUGUUCCAGCCAAAAGAGAUGACAAGGAAAGGCCACCUUACAUCCCCGAGGGUGCCUUACUGCGCAAAAAACGUAUGGAAGUUGAUGCACCAAAGAAGAAACUGGAGAAAGAACUUGAAAUGGAAAUGGGAGAUGACUACGUUUUGGAUCUCAGGAAAUACUGGGAUCUAAUGAAUCCAUCUGAAAAAUACGAUGUAAUACCAGAGAUCUGGCAAGGACACAAUAUCGCUGAUUAUAUUGACCCAGAUAUCAUGAAGAAACUGGAACAGCUGGAAGAGGAAGAGGAACUAAGGCAAGCGACUGGAGAAUAUGACAGUGACUCGGAAAGUGAAGACGAGGAAAUGAAAGAAAUCAGACAAUUGGCACAACAGAUUCGAGAGAAAAAGAAAUUGAAGAUCUUGGAAUCUAGGGAGAAGGAUACACAGGGACCAAAGAUGCCUAGAACAGCAAGAAAGGUUCAGCGGAAGGCAUUGGAGAAGGAAAUGACUGACCUUGGCUUAGACAUGACAGGCAAAAAUGAUGCUCAUUAUGUUGCCCAAACAAGAAGAUCACGAAGUGUCACCCGCAAACGUAAGCGAGAAGAUUCUGUACCGCCAACUUCUGUAACACGAAGUCGCAGCUCCUCUCGUACACCUCGAGAUGUUUCUGGUCUCCGGGAUAUCCAGAUGGUGAAGAAGACAAAAACCAUGAUGAAGAAAGCUCAGAGGAAAAUGAAUCGGUUGGGCAAGAAAGGCGAGGGAGAUAGGCAUGUCUUUGACCUGAAGCCCAAACAUCUGUUUUCUGGGAAGAGGAAAUCUGGUACAACCCAGCGAAGAUGAGUAGUUGCAAGGAGAUAUUAAAAAUGGCACUGCCUUUUAUUGAUUUACUAAUGUAUAUUAAAUAGUAAGAAAGGAC